Messenger RNA from Suillus clintonianus, 1106 nucleotides. RefSeq lists its product as uncharacterized. The annotation marks the transcript as partial. The record is from RefSeq and is a predicted model, not a curated record. The transcript has 2 exons. NCBI's taxonomy places the organism in Eukaryota, Fungi, Basidiomycota, Agaricomycetes, Boletales, Suillaceae.
ACAGUUCUGAGACACUGACUUGUCUGGACGAGGCACUUGAUCUCUUCCACGACAACAAGCAAAUUCUUGUCGACCUUGGCAUUCGGAAUUCCUUUAACCUACCCAAACUCCAUUUCGCACUUCACUAUGCUCAUAUGAUUCGAACGUACAGCACAACGGAUAAUUACAAUACCGAAUACACGGAACACCUUCACAUCGACCUCGCUAAAGAUGCGUAUCGUUCGACAAACCACAAGAACGAGUUUGCGCAAAUGACAACCUGGCUUGAACGGAGGGAGAAAAUACUACGCCACGAGACAUAUAUUCAAUGGAGACUCAUUGCAGGCACUGCGCAUCACCCAGGUCGUCAGCCUCGUCCUCCGGAGAUGUCAUUUCGUCGUACUCAGACAAUGUCAAAGCAUCCGAGCAUCAAGGCAGUCACAUUGGACAAGGUUGUGAACGAAUAUGGCGCCACAUAUUUUCGUGAAUCUCUCGCAUGCUACGUUGUGAAAGCCACCCUUCCUACAAACACUACUAUUAGGCCUAGGCAGCUCGAAGAUCAAGCUGCUGACAUAUACAUCCCAUUUCGAACCCUGCCCGUCUUUCACAAGGUGAAGUGGGUGUCAGUUGAUGUUCGUGGCCAGGGUGAUCCCCCAGCCACAGUUGAUAGUGUACAUGCACGUCCUGGACGUUCGAGACCAUUUGCAUCGGACAGUGUCGCAUCUCGUUUCGAUACUGCAUUUGUUAAUGAUGGCACAGGUGGGACACUUGGUAUCAAAGGAUAUCGAAUUGGACAAGUCUGUUUGAUCUUCUCGAUCCCUCCCAAAGCUAUCCCUAUACUCUUUCCAUCAAAUUUCCGACCUCCAAAGCACCUUGCGUACGUGGAAUGGUUCUCCGCUUUCCAGGCACCUGAUCGCAAUCAUGGCUUGCGCAAAGUCUCACGCACCAUCAAAAACGGAGAACGAAUAGCUAGCAUUGUUCCAAUCAGCAACAUUCAUCGCAGUGCACAUCUAAUUCCACAUUUUGGCCCCAUUGCCCCCCGUGAAUGGAGUUCUACUAAUGUUCUCGACGAGUGUCCUUCGUUCUUUGUAAAUCCAUACUUGGACAGACAUAGUUUUGUAACAUUG